Molecule: messenger RNA, 1681 nt
Organism: Camponotus floridanus (Florida carpenter ant)
Lineage: Eukaryota; Metazoa; Arthropoda; Insecta; Hymenoptera; Formicidae
Exons: 6
Coding region: 533-1678 (381 amino acids)
Source: RefSeq, a predicted model, not a curated record
AUAUUAAAAAAAUAUUUGAGAAAAGCAGAGAAACCUUUGCAACAAGUUGUGCGAAGAUACGUUGAGAAAAAAGUGAAUUUAUGCACAUCAUCUGCUUUAUCAGAUUCUGUUCGAAUAUAUCCAUUUUUGACAUCGUUGCAUUAUGAUGGUCCUCUUAUAUUGAAUUGCCGCAAUCCACAAUAUAAAAUUGUGAAAUAUAAUGGAUUUACAUUUAAAGUUGGAACACUUGCAGAUAGUUGUUGCGGCUUAAAUUGUGGUGCAAUUGUUUGUAUUAAAAAUGUGGCAUACUGCACACGGCGAAAUAUUCCUAUAAUUAUUGGCUACAAAUUUUUGGAAAAAGAAGACUUAUUUACUGUUCCUUGUGCAUCUUCUAUGCUUGACAUUUAUUCUGUACAUUUACGCUCUGAUUUAAGAUCAUGGCCAUUAAAAAAUAUAGUUAAAAAAUAUGUACAGUUGCCUUGCGGAGAUGAUAAAUAUGCAGUUUUUCCACUCAUACAUUGCAAAAUGUAAAUGACUUUUCUAAUUAUGCAGAAUGACAGAAAGAAAGUAUUACGCAGUUGUUGAGUUUGAAGAUGGUUUGCAAGUGAUACCUGAUAAUUGGUUGAAUGAAGAUUUAACAAAGGCUGUUUGGCCAACCUUCACAAAUAAUAAACGAUAUUACAAGGCUGUAAAAUUUAUGGAAGAACCAUUAUCUACUUGGUUAGAGCAUCCAAUCUGUAAAAUAUAUGGAAAGUUUUUAAAUUAUGCAGUAGCAAGGAAAAAAUUAAAAGAUGCUGAAGCGUUAUCUGAUAUAAAUUCUGAUACUGAUAGAAAUGAAUCUUUAAAAAAAUCUAGAAAAGUCAGAGCUGCUAAAAUUUUUGAUAAAGAUACGAGUAGCGAUGAACAAUCGGAUUCUUCACUUAUUUCGGAACUCCCAAAAGUCCCUGAAAAACGUGCAAUAACUGCAUUGAAAAAUAACUGUAUUGAAAAACAAACAUGUACUACUAAAACAAAAAAUGCAACAUUUUCACAAACAGAUGUACAAAAUGACACUGAAGAUUUACUUUAUGCAUCAGACACAGAACAAUCAUUUACAAAGGAUUUUGAAUCCGCUAACUUUACUGAAACAGCAAGUAUGCCAAUCCAACAAGCAAAGCUUGAUUCGAGUUUCAAUUGUAAUCAAGAAACUAAAAAUUUUCGACGUUUUGUUGUUGGAAAGUUGAUAAGUUUGGAAUUAAAAAAUAAUUCUAUUGAAAGACAUCUAAAGCUUAUUAUAGAAAAACUUCCAAUUACUAAUUUUGAAGAAAAAGAAAAUGUUGUAGACAUUUUUCAAGACUUGCCAUUGCAAAAUAAAAAUGAUCUUGACGUAAUCGAAGCAAAACUAAUUAAUGAUAAAAGUUAUCGAAGUCAAAUGAUUAAACAAUUGACUCGUGUUACAUGUAAAGAUAUAAAGACUUCGUGUACACAUUUGAUGAGAAAAAUUUUUUCCAACGAUUUGGCAGUACAUUACAGCUGGUAUGGGGCAAAAAAAAAAGAAAAAUUUUCGCAGCUACAAAUCUGCAUAGUGAUCAUGUGUGUAAUAAGAAAAAUAUAUGAAAAUGCAACAGAUGAACAAAUUUCCUCUCCAAUAAAAAUAUGGCUGGCCCACGCAAAAGAACGUAUGGAAAGAGAGAAAGAACAUCAAAAUACAAUAGAUUAAGAA